UUGAGCGUAGCACUCGUGAGUUCCAUUUAGAUCCCCGUCAGGAACAGUAACGUAGUUAGCCCGAUUAGAAACGAAAUUGAGCGAAUCGCGUUUAGGUUCAUAAGUAUAAUUUACUUCGAGAGAAAGCAAAUAGGCUUUCUCUUCAGAAUGGAAUGUUUCCGAGUUCCCUUUACUUAAGUCUUUAACAAAAAAAAAUAAGUUUUCGUGAAAAUCGCGUUUUGUACCCCUAGUUAUUGGCAAGAAGUGCCAUUACCGUACCAAGUGCAUCAAACAUACCCAGUGUCAGUGUAAUUAAGAUAGUAUAAGUUUGUAUUCGAGCUACGUUACUUGGACCUUGACCAGUUUGGUGAAUUGUUUCAACAUAACUCGAGGAAACUGCCAGCUUAAAACCCCGGAAAAUAAAUACGUUAUAAAUAAUGUACAGCCGACAGUUCCCAGCUUCCAAAGGCGACCCCCUGUGCCCCCUUGGUUUCCACCCUCAGGUGCGCUGGCCAACCAGGUGCAAGCGAUGCUUCAGAGACUACAAGGAACACGGCGGUCGCGGCCGGGAGCAGUCGGACUCGCUGCGCCGCGACGAGGCGACGUCGUCGUCGCCGAGUCUGAGCAGCUGGGCCACCAGCUCGUCGCCUUCACGCUCUCGUGAUGACAGUCGGAGCAGUACAGAUAGUGGCCUGGGUAGCAGCAGCAGUAGCCGUAGCAGCUGGCUGUCUUCUUCCUCACAGUCCGAGGACUCUUCUAGCAGCAGUAGCAGUGGGUCCUCGUCAAGAUUUGGGACUUCGAGGCCUGCUUCCUCCUGGACAUCAACACCAGAUUUAGGAAAUUUGAAAGAUGACACAACAGCUGAUAUUGCAACAUCAUUCAGUUUCACGUUACCUAGGCGGAAACCACAGCCUCAACCUCAAGAUACUGGGCAAGAUCGAGCAUCAUCAGCAGCAUCGGCCACUUAUUACUUUCGUCGGCACACUAGUGACCUGUCACAUUUAUUAGACCUGAGUAAUCACAGCAGCAGUCCAGCUCCACCUGAACCUGUCAAGCAGCAGAAGCCUACUCCAUCCCCAUCCAGAGCCCAGCAGAAUGAAGAGCGGGAAAACAUCAAUAAACAGAGGAGACUGAAGAUACAGUCACUGAAAGAGGUCCACUCUGUAGAUGCACCGACAAAUCCAGAAGUGGAAUUUAUUAUACAGGUGAAGAAAUCUGCCAAAAACAAAGAUGCAGCUAAGAAUAAUGCUGUAAACAAUAAAUCAAAAACAUCAUCAAUUCCAACAAGCAGUUCGUCGAGUAGCGGUACCAGCUCUGAAGACAGCAUUGAAGAUGAAAGUAGUGACGAUGAUGCAACAAGCACUGCUGGCACAGAAACAACAGAGACCACAUUAGUGAAUGACAAUGAGCUGCAGGAUCAGAUAGAAAGUCUGAAGCAGGAACUUGAGACGACACGAAGUAGAUGUGAAAGAUUAGAACGUGAAAAAAGUGAUUUGUUGCUUCGGAGAAUAGCUUCUAUAGACAUGGCUCCAAGUAAAACUGCAGCUUCAGAGGUCCUUAAGUUGCAGCAAAAGGUGAAUGAACUACAGACACAACUGGAAGAUGUGAAAGAUGACAAGAAAAGUUUGUCUUUAAGAGUUAAGGAAUUGGAAGAAGAAUUAGAAACUCGUCCAGACAAGAAUGCCACUCAGAGAGUUGUGGAUGACUUGCGAUCAAAACUCUUAGCGGCAGAGACUCUGUGUGAAGAGCUCAUGGAUGAAAAUGAAGACAUGAAAAAGGAGCUGAGAGAUCUUGAAGAAGAGAUUGAGGAGUUGCAAGACAAUUUCAGGGAAGAUCAGGCUGAUGAAUACACAUCUCUAAAGAAAGAACUUGAGCAGACAGCAAAAAACUGUCGGAUAUUGUCCUUCAAGUUACGCAAAGCAGAACGAAGAGCUGAGCAGAUGGAAGCCGAGAAGCUUGAAGCAGAGCGAAAAUGCAGGGAAUUGGCAGGUGGACAGAUGGGCCUUGAUAAAACUGAACAAAUCAAGCACAUGGAACAAGAACUUGCUGUUGCUAAUGAAGUGGCAAUCAGGCUGCAAAAAGAGCUAGAUGAAGCUCUACAAAAACUGAAGGCUCAGGAAGAAGUAAAGGAAGACAAGAAACCUACAAAGAAACCUCCCAUGCUUGGUUCAAUUGGAAAAACAUCAUCAGGGGAAAAACUUUCUCGAGAAUCUUUAACCAGAGGGGGUUCUCAAGAUGAUCCUGCACAGUUACUCCGAGAUCUCCAAGAUGCAAUGGAGAGAGAAGCAGACUUAAGAGAGCAACUUCGUUUUGCUGAGGAAGAGCUGCAGAGAAGAGGACGGUCAAAAAUGAUAUUACGAGAUAUCACAGAAGCACUUCCCUCGGAUGUGCACUCUGAAUUGUUGUCGAAGCUUUCUGGCCUGAGUCAUCAUGAAACACCUGUUCCCAAGGAAGUGCUCCAUUCAUCAUUUGGAUUGCAAUCCAGUGAAGAUCCACUACAAAUCAGUUCACUGGCUCGCCCAGUGGUCAUCCAGUCUGCAUUUAAAUCACAUACAGCAAUGCCUUCUCUGUCAAAAUCAGUUGAAAAAUCUGACAUGGGAACACAGACACUGAAUGUAAGCAACUGUACUACGAGGUCAGUUCAGGUAUCUCUUCCAGAAAUAGAGUAUCAAGUGUCAUCAACACAGACUUUGCACUUUGGGACAGUGAAUGAAGAGACGCAGACAUCUGCACAAAGAAAUUUUGAAGUUGAAACACAGACUGACUCAUCGUCUGUAAGUCAGUGUUCACAGACAGAUUAUAUACACAGUGCUGAAACAAGAGAAACUCAGUGUUAUGCAGUUCACUCUAUCUCAGACAUAAAAGAAGUGCAGACUGAUUUUACAGCCUACAUUGAUGCACCAUUGAAUGUGCAGGCCAUUAGUGAAAAUGAUGUGAGAUUCUUAGACAGUGUAGAAAACAUUUACACUGGAUCAUUUGUUGACAACAAAUCAAAUUCAGAUGAAUAUCUAGAUGCAGCAGAAACAUUGACAGAAAGUAGAACGCCAAUGAAUGACAGUGCAGGGGAAAAUGUAAAAGACACUACAUCUGUUGGUGUCCAGGUUAUACAUGAUGAAUUUGUUGAUGAAACAAGCAGAGCACCUGCACUUCGUCAAAAUGUUAUUGCUAUGCGACAGAUGCAGUUUUCCCUGUCUACAAUGUAUCCACAUGGAGCACUUCUGUCAUCUUGUUCACCCAUGUCAGUGCUGAUGGCACCUUUAGGUCACCGAAACAGUCCAGGUCCUGCUCGAUUGACACCAGAGCCUCCAAUAGAAAAAGAUGAGGGUAUAUCAGAUGAAGAGGACCCAGCAGAGCUGCGGUUGCUACUUGAACUCAAUGAGCAGGAAGCUGCUGUUUUACGGAGAAAGGUUGAGGAACUUGAGAAAGAAGGAGAAACAUUAAAGAAGAAAGUUAAAGACCUACAGGACAAAUUAUCAGCCAAAACAACACGUAAAAGUGCAGCUGCCAUUACAACACCAGAACCUGCUAAGGGAAGUGAUGUUCUGUACGAACAGAAAAUUAAGGUGCUUGAAGAUGAAUUGUCAGAGCUCCGAAAGAAACUGAUAGAAAAGGAGAGAGACUGUGAGAGACUUCAUGCUGAAUUAACAGUAACACAGAAACGAUUCUCCAAAGGAGCCAUACAAAAGAGCAAGUCACUGGACAGCAGUACAGAUCAACAAACACUUGACCUGAAACGUCAGCUUCAGGUAAUUGAACAGGAGGCUGCAAUUCUGAGAACACGAACACAAGCCCUAGAAACUGAAAAUGAAAAGCUUACAGCUGAAAACAAGAAAUUGCAGCUUGUCAGAGCUACUAAGAAAACUAUAAAUAGUAUUGCCACUGAUGAAACGUCUGAUAGAGCAGUAGAAUUAAAGGAAAGAAUAGCAGAUUUGGAAAGGCAACUUGAAGAAGCAAACAAAAAGGUUAAAGAACUCCAAACAAAGAUUGAUGAGCAAGAAGAUGAGAAAAAGACCACUGAACCAAAAAAGAAAACUGUUAGUCCAGAAGUUUCAAAACUCAGGAAAGAGGUGAAGGCAAAGACUGAAGAACUGGAGAAGUUAAAGACUAAUUUUACAAAGACUGAAAGCGAAAAUGAAAAAUUAAACCAGGAACUAAAACGGUUGAAAGAUGAAGCUUUACAAGAUGUGCUGAAGUACUACAAGCAACGUUCUCCAAAGAAACCCACUGAUCUGACAACUAAAGUACAGAUGAAGAAAAUGGUUGAGGAUCUAGAGAAUGAAAUUGGAGACAUCUUGGUAAUUUUGAACAAAUCAGAAACAGAAAAUCUGAGACUGAAAGGUGGGCUGAAGGCAUCUGCUAGUGUUGAAGAUGAUAAACUACUGAAAGAAGCUAAAGAUAAACUGGAGAAAGAUCUGGAAAAGGCGACUACCAGAGUAGAUGAACUUGAGAGGGAACUUAAAGAAGAGAAAGAUAAAGCUGAGAAAGACAGAAAGAAAGCAGUCAAGGACAAGAAAGUACUUGAGGAAGGUAAGAAGAAAUCUGAUGAGGAGAAGCAAAAACUGGAAGCAGAAAAGAAGUUGUGGGAAUCAGAUAAGAAAAAGCAUGAGGAAACUGUUAGAAAACUGGAAGAUGAAAAGAGGAGAGCUACUGAAGAAGCAGAGAAACUGUUCAAGGAGAAACAGAUUCUUGAAGAUCAAGUGAUUACAUUAAAUGCUGAAAAGGCUGCAGCUACUGUGAAACAGGAUGAAAUUACAUUAUUUGUGAAAAGAAUAGAAGCACUGAAAACAGAGUUGGAAGAAGAGAAAAAACAAGGUGUUGAGCAGAGGAAGAAGCUUGAAUCCCUUCAGAAGAUGGAACAGGAGAAAAAUAGAUUGCAAAAGGAGGUCACAGAAAAUAGUACAAAAAUGGCAGAACUGGAAAAGAAAGCAAAGGAAACUGAAGAAAAGUUGAAGAGGACAGAAAGAAUACUUUCAACAAAUAAAAACAAAGUUUCUAAACUGGAGAAGGAGCUAGAGGAAGAGAAGGAACGUGCAAGAGCAGCUGAGGUGACUCAGCAAGGUGUGGCAGCCAGUUGGCUAGCUGAAAGAGAUGGACUUAAGCAGCAGAUUGCAACACUUCAGUCGCAGAUAGAUUCCUUGGAAGCAACACUUGGUGGGAAGACAGUGCUUAUUGAACAGCUGGAAAAGACCCUUAAAGAAGAGAGAGAAUCUGUUUCUGAUGCCACUGAAAAGGCUCGUUCAGCUGAAAGGAAUGAAAUUUCUACACUGCAGGACAAACUGUCAUCUAGCAAAGGGGAAAUUGAGGAACUGACAAAGAAGCUAGAGAAGGCUGAAAAGAAUCUUAAAGCAAAUGAAGAGAAGAACAAAAAAUUAGAAGCUGAAUUAAAAACGCAGCGAAGUGAAUUAGAAACAAAAGUGUCAGGAAUUGAAGCUAACCUGCAGGCAGAGAAGAAGAAGUGUGAAAGACUCAAAGCCAACCAAGAGAAAGAACUGAAGAAUAGGGAGCAAGAGUUAACCAGUCUUCGAACAAAACUGAAAACACUAGAGAGUAAUAGUGGAGCAAGUACAAAGAAGUUAACAGAAGUGAAGCAGGAGUACCAGGAGAAAAUAGACAAACUUGAAGAGGAAUUAGCAAAUGAAAAACAGGAGUAUGAAGAUCUUACUACAAAAUAUGAAAUGCUUGAAGAAGAACACGUUGUCACAAAAGCUCAGCUGGUCAUGGAAAAAGAGACACUGCAGGGUCAACUCCUGUCCCUAAAGAGGGAAUUGGCUAGUGCAGAGUCAGAACUUCGUACUCUGAGAGAAACAUACAACUCUAAGCAAGAUGCUUGGAUUAAAGAAAAACUGGACCAACAGGAGAAACUAAAGGAACUGGAGGCAAAAACAGCGAGAAAUGCUGAUGAGGCUUGGGCACAAGAGAAAGCAAGGCUGAAAACUAUUGUUGAGGAGAAGAACAAGGAAAUAGAAAGUGUGAAGAAAGAAAAGCGUGUUUUCAGUGAUCAGGCUGAUCAUUUCCGCAAAGAGAAUGAAGAACUUCGACGAAAGCUGGAUGACUUUGAGAAAGUGGCCAAGGUACAACGAAAUAUAUCUGGAGAAACAACAGUAAUGGAAAAAGAGAUUCGUGAAAUGAAAAAUAAAUUGUAUCAAGAAGAAAAGUCACAUAAAGCAGAAGUAGCUCAGCUAAAACUACGUUACGAUAAUCAGAUGGCACUGAUUGGAGAGGAAAUACAGUCUUUACAGGCACAGGUUACCAGAUUCAAGAGAGAACGUGACAAUUACAGGCAUAUGCUAGAUGCUGCUCAAAAGACAAUUGCAGACCUGAAAGCAAUGCCACAGAAAAGUAGAAAGGACAGUAAAUCUGCAGAUGGUGAUGUGGAUGAAGAUGAAGAAAUGCGGAAUAAAAUAGCAUCUUUGGAGCAACAAGUCAGCUGCAUGGAAGAUGAACUGUCGGAAGCAAGACUUGAGAGUUCCAAGCUGAAAACUGAGCUAGUCUCAGAACGGUCUUCAUGGGAAAUCAAACUGGCAGAAAUGCAGUCAAGAGUUAAUGAGUUAGAAGAAGACAGGAUAUUGAGCACUGGUCGAACAAAGAUAGCAGGAAUGCGAACUCGCAUGGAGUUAGCAUGGCAGAAGGAGAGAGAAGAGCAACACAGGCUUCUGCAAGAAACAUCAACACUUGCUCGUGAUUUGCGCCAAACAUUGUUUGAAGUUGAAAGAGAAAGGGAUAAAGAACGUCUUGAAGCAAAGAGACGUCUAGACCAGUUGAAGAAGUCAACAGAAGAAGAACAGGAGGAAAAUAAAAAGAAAGUUUCUGAGUUACAAUGUGACCUACUUGAGCUAAGAGAUGCUCAUGCAAAGUUAAGAACCACAAAUGAAAAACUUCGUAGAGAGAAAGAAAGAUAUGAAAAAGAGAGGGAAGAAAUGCGACAAGUGAUUUCAGCACGGAAGAGAGCAGAUCAAGAUGAGGAACGUAAAGUGAAUAUGAUCAUCCAACAGGUUGAUGAGCUGAUGAGGUUAGCACCUGAUCUUUUCUCUGGUAAAGAAAAAGCAGCUACUACAGCAGCGUCAACAGCACAAUCUCCAUCAACUCCCACCCCGCCAAGAAGACUUAAGGGUCCAAAGUCACGUGAGUCAUCACCGUCACUGGAGAGAAAAGAAUUUGUCAAAGAAUCCUCUGUGGAUAGGAAAAUACAGUUGCAAACAACUAUGCAGAAAUUAACUGAAGUAACUGAAGAACUGCGAAAACAACAAAAACUCACUGAAGAAGAAAGAGAUCGUGACCGUGCUAGAAGAGCUAUGGGGAUGAGAAGAGCUGCCUCAACAGAGUCUGAUAAUCCUCCAGAAGUUCGCAUGCGCCCAAAGACAGGGAACAGUAAAGGAAUUCAGCAGAAAGGGAGCUUAUACAGAAAGAGCCUUUCUCUGGAACAGACAUCAGCACAAGAGCAGCAGUCAAUCUGGACAGAUACAGAGAACGAAGGCAGCCUAUCAAGCUUACAGUCUGUAGGAUCAGACACAUUUUAUCCACUUAAGAGAAGAGAAACCAGCAUGGACAGUCGUCUUUCUGGUGGCUCAACACAAAGUGAAACUCCACAUUCCACAGAAAAGAAAAAGAAGAAGAGUUUAUUGGGGAAACUAAAGAAACUUACAAAGUCUCGAAGCACCGAAGAGACCAAUACUGCAUCGGAUUAUCCUAUGUCGGCCAGUGCUCAGGGUUCUGAUUUUGGCGGAUCUGGUUCUGAUAUUAGUACAGGAGGGCAAGAAGAUCGGGGAAGCAAAAAGGAUAUGAGAGAUCGGCUCACUGGCAUGUUCAAGAAGUCAGGAUCAAGGAGUAAUAGCUUGGAACGAAGUACCAGAGGUAUCAAGGAUCAGAGUCCAGCACUUUCCGAUCGCUCUGAAUCAGUUGCAAAGAAAAGUGGUACCUUGCCACGCCCUUCUCCAUCUAGAAGUGAUGUUGGCCCCACAUCAAGUAUGGCAAGACCUCUGUCACCUGGAGUCAAGAGACCUACUACUCCAACCAUUCCAUCAAAUACUACAAAACUACAUAGACCUAAAUAGUACUGUUGGAUGGAAAGCAAGAAACAGCAAACAAAGCAGUGCCUGAAAACUUUCAGGGAACAUUAUAGUGUAAAAUGUGUGGCAAUACAGCUGUUAAUUAAGCUGUUUAAAACUAGUUUCCAUCUUGCCAAGGAAAAAAAAAACAUCAAGUUUCACCUGACAAGGGAGACAGUAAGGGUAGCUGGGCAUUUCAAGUCAUGCUACAAGCACUUUGAUUGCUGGUGUAACAUUUUCUCCAUCACAACAUACAGAAUUAUGCCAUAAAUACAACAAUACGAAAAAACCCACAUUGUGUCUGGAUGGAACCCAGCACAAUGAUACUAGACUUCAGUGCACAAGAAUUCAUUUUCAAGCAGCUUUGCCACUUCAUGAAAGUGGCAUAAGCAGUAAACAACUUUGGAACUUUGGUCAUGUUUUACAAGGUUCUGGUUUUGAGAUACUGCUGACAGGGCCAGUAACUUUGUUCUUUCAGAGUCAGGGAAAUAUUCAAAAUAAAAAUUUCACUGUAAAAUUUCAGAUGGAUAUUAUAACAAGUAAAUGGGUGACACGGGUCCAGAGGGGCAAAGAAAGCCACAUGGGAUACCUUAACAUACAUCUUUUCCCCAAAAUGACACUAAGUGUGUUGUGAUGCAUUGAAUUCUCUUGUACAAGAGCCCCAUAUUUUACCUCGUUGCCAUUCCGUAUUUAGUAGAAUAUUAAUUUCCAUUUUCCUUCACGUUAAUUCUUCAUUCCAGAUAUUAAUUUGAGGUACUGAAAUUAUUUCAAAGUUUCAUAUGCAAAACACAAUACUUGUUUGGAGUUUUUUUUUAAAGCAUGACACUUAACAAUAAAGAUUAAGUAUUAGCAUUAAACAGGUAUUCAGGACAUUAGUACUAGAAAUAAAUUGGUUGGUAUUAUACAUUACUUCAAAUUACAAAGAUCGGUAAGUGAUCUUUUGUCAUUCCUGACAUGUUAUCAAGAGUAAAAAUCAUAAGAAAAAUGUUGAGCAGGCUAUAUAAAAAUGGUGUGAUUAAAUAAUAAACAUGGAGUUUACUGUUUUGGAAACAGAGAAUAGUAAGACAACAUGAUUUGUCAUGCAACUGGUGCAAGAAACAUAGUGCAACAAAUGUACAUGAUCAUUGUUUAAAGCAAGAUAGUAAUGUAAUAGAAAACUAUAAAAACAUGGUGUAGCUUACACUUGUUGUUCUUGUGUAAUAUGCAUGAAACAUUGGGGGCUAGUUUUCUAGCUGUUCUCUCUAAAUGUUGUUGGUUUCCAGUGCAUAUUCAUACAUUGUUAACCAUUGUGAUCCAAUAUCUGCUCAAGUAAAUUAAAUAGAGAACUUGCCUUACCUAUGUGUUGCAAUAUGCAAUUGUGACAAUACCCGUUUGGGGACAGAGUUAAAUAACUACAAGUAAAUUUCUUACUGGAGAAUGUCUAAUUUGUAUUAAUAUUCUCCAUGGCAUGUUUUAAACAUUCAUCUUAUAUAAGAUGUGUGAGAUUGAUGUACAAAUUUGUAAGAGUGAUGAUAUUUCUGAAGCAAAUGUGAGUAAAUAGAGAAUUUGUAAGUUUUUGUAUAAA
Schistocerca gregaria is the source of this 9588-nucleotide messenger RNA. RefSeq names its product trichohyalin. Gene Ontology annotation, biological process: regulation of autophagy. The record is from RefSeq and is a predicted model, not a curated record. Bases 417 to 8030 code for a protein of 2537 amino acids. NCBI's taxonomy places the organism in Eukaryota, Metazoa, Arthropoda, Insecta, Orthoptera, Acrididae. The transcript is spliced from 45 exons.